This is a messenger RNA of Jaminaea rosea, 1650 nucleotides long. RefSeq names its product PAP2-domain-containing protein. Bases 23 to 1471 code for a protein of 482 amino acids. Gene Ontology annotation, molecular function: inositol phosphoceramide synthase activity. Gene Ontology annotation, cellular component: inositol phosphoceramide synthase complex. Gene Ontology annotation, biological process: inositol phosphoceramide metabolic process; sphingolipid biosynthetic process. Lineage: Eukaryota; Fungi; Basidiomycota; Exobasidiomycetes; Microstromatales. The transcript is spliced from 2 exons. The record is from RefSeq and is a predicted model, not a curated record.
CCACACUCUCUUCACGCCGGGCAUGCCACUCCCCGCACAUCUCGAGCAUGUGCCGGGUCCUCCGCUGCCCGUACCAUCGUGGGUACCAAAGGGAUUCUUGAGCGUCCUCGUUGCUGCGAUCCUCAAUGCAGCUACCCGCCUAGAGACGUCGACGUCCGUCUCCCUCUCCCUUGCCCGCUUCAAAGCCUGGUUGCCUACCACGACACGCAAAGAGCGCUUCAAAUUCGCCAUCAUGAUCACAAUUGCCCUCUUCUCCAUGUUUAUCAUGGGCAGUCCAGGCUUUCCGCUCAAGCUGGCCAUCCCUGCGCUUUACAUUACGGCCAUUCUUCUGCCCAUCACAUCUCAAUUCUUCUUGCCGGCUUCGCCCAUCUUUUUGUGGCUACUCUUCUACUACUCGUCUGGAUUCUUGUCACCGUCCACUCGCCCUCACAUCUGGGUGAGCGUGCUUCCUACGCUGGAGACUAUCUGGUAUGGGGCCAACAUUUCGGACAUCCUGACUCGAGCCGGGCAUCCUGUUUUGGACGUCCUUGCGUGGAUUCCGUACGGCAUCGUGCAUUUUGCUGGGCCUUUCUUUGUUGCUGCUUUCCUCUUCGUCUUUGGACCGCCGGGCAGCGUCAAGUUCUUUGGGUCGGCUUUUGGGUUCCUGAACCUGGUGGGAGUCAUUAUUCAGGUGACGUUCCCUACUGCGCCGCCUUGGUACGAGUUGAGAGAGGGAUUGACGCCAGCCAACUACAGCAUGAAGGGCUCCCCGGCCGGCCUCGCACGCAUCGACGCCCUCUUUGGCGGGCACGGCUACACGCUCACAUUCACCAAUGCUCCAGUCCCCUUUGGCGCAUUCCCCUCGCUCCACGCCGGGAGCGCAACGAUGGAAGCGCUCUUCUGCAGCUACUUUUUCCCUAUUCAGCUCUCACUCGGUGAUGGUAGCGGGCGAGGGCUACUGGGCCGCUGGCUAGGCAAGGGCAACAAGUUGGCAAUCGACGUGCGCAUUUUCUACUGGAUGUACGCCUUUUGGCUCUACUGGUGCACCAUGUACCUCCAGCACCACUACCUCGUCGACCUGGUCGGAGGAGGAUGCCUGGCAACGCUGAGCUUCUAUCUGUUCCUCGACGACACGCAGAGACACUACAUGGAGGAGUACUACCCAACGAAUCCAUCUGCUCCUGCGCCUUUUACUACAUUAAUGCAGGCGUCGCAGUCGCAGCUGCACUUGGAGAGGCGGUCAGAGGAUGUCGCAAUGAGUGCGCUGCCACGCAGAAGCAGUGAUGUUGAGGCGGCUGCGAGAGGGAGCAACGGCGCUGCGGUCAAGGGGAGAGAGGACUCUGAGACGCUGUUCGCGGUCACGGAGGAGGGGGAAGAGGUUGCUAGCAGAUCAGCGACGCCAAAGCCCGUACCUGGCAAGGAGGCGACAAAGGCGAAGGAGUCAUCACGGCAAGACGCAGAGAGGGACUCAUUUGACGAUUGGGGGGCGUAGAAGUGUGGACACGAAGGAUCGAAUUCUUGACGAUGCAGCCCUUUCGACAUCUCACUGCUGCUGUAAUGACAAUCACUUUCUCGUCACGAGGAGGUCACUACGCUACCGCCGGCUGUCAAUCGGGGCCUGAGUGGGCGAGUGAACAGGCAGGUCCAUGCUUGGCGGAAUGGGGGUCACGU